This is a messenger RNA of Leptidea sinapis, 2126 nucleotides long. It is a transcript of the gene jagn, whose product is annotated as protein jagunal. NCBI's taxonomy places the organism in Eukaryota, Metazoa, Arthropoda, Insecta, Lepidoptera, Pieridae. Gene Ontology annotation, biological process: vesicle-mediated transport; endoplasmic reticulum organization. Bases 201 to 785 code for a protein of 194 amino acids. The transcript has 5 exons. Gene Ontology annotation, cellular component: endoplasmic reticulum membrane. The record is from RefSeq and is a predicted model, not a curated record.
GUCCAGAUGGACGAACAGAACCAAAAAAAAAAGUUCUGUGGUCAAAUGCCACUUGCGAAGUUGUCAGCAGCCACAUAGUUGGACGUAGUGUUUUAAAUUCUCUUUGCACAUAGUGGCCAAAUAGCACAGAUCACAGAUGGUUUCGUUUUUUGGCAGCUGUGAAAUUAAAAUUAAAUUGUAAAUUAGCGACUUUAUUAAAUAUGGCAUCAAGAGGUGGUGUUAUGGUGACUGGGACUAACGGAGCGGAUUAUCAACACAGGGAGAAAAUAGCAGCUCAGUAUCAAAUAAGUGCAUUAAAUAAAUCACGGCUGAAGUAUUGUGUUUUCUUCCACCAUGUCUUGUUUCUCUUCAUGUUGGCUAAGCUCUCUGCAGAUAUUCUGGACAAACUUGAUAUCUUUAUUCUUGAAAUUGAAGAACUCCAGAUUCCACAGCCACUAUGGUGGGAGUACAUUUGGUGUCUCUCCCUUCCUCUCUCAUUUGUUGGCUUAUCAGCUAUCAAGCGCAACAACAUAGCCUACCUCCGGAGAUAUAUUUAUGGUAUUAUUGGGAUGGGAGUUUUACCAUUGAUCUACUGUGUGCUGCACUAUUGUACUGAUGUGUGGUCUUAUUUGGCACAAGAGGAGGACUACGAAGAUGAAAUUAUGAUGUGGCAGGACUAUCCAUACGGACUUCUAUGGUACGGCUUCGUCUUGUUAGCAUCUCAAGUGCACAUCUUUCAACUCUACUUCUCGUACAAUCUGCUGAAAGCAUGGCGCUCGCGAGGCACCUACAAGAAAAGGGAGUAAUAUACGUUGACAUAAAUUGACAAAUAUUGCACAUUACAGGAAGAAAAGAGACAGUUAUAUUAAGGCACUUAAUUAAAUUUGUGUUGUGUUUUUUAUAUUAUUAGGACUGAAGCUGAAGAAUAAGAUAGACUGCGCAAAUAUCACCUAGUUUCAUCUAUAUAAUAUUAUAAUCCAAAGUAAUGCUUAAAAUUAAACAAAAUUUUUAAGGCCUUCAAGAAAAGCAACGAGCAUUCUAAUGAGGUGCGUUAUAUAUAAAACGUCUUAUUGAGUUCGCGCUUUUCGUUACUAAUUUACAAAAAAAAAUGUAUGCGAUAAUUUAUUGGCUUAAUAAUAAGGUACAAAUUCAAAUAUUUUUAUUCAAAAUAGGAUGUGACAUCACUUAUUGAAAGUCAAAAAAAUAGCACCCAUUCCAAAAUGAAUGCCCCAGGUCUGAGAAGAACGGGCGCAAAAAAACUCAGCGGGCUUUUACACUAAUAAAAAUGAUUACUGUUUACUUUAAAUAAGAAUCUCUGGCCUUUCUUGUGGUCUUCAUAUUUAAAUACUGUCGUGUCGAGUACACUUCGCAUUUGUCUUGCAAUUGCAAUUGCACUUGCAAUCAUUUAAAAUACAAAUAGUGCCACACGUUUAUUUAUACUCCGAUGUGUUCGCAAAGGAUGAAACAAGAGAAAAAGAUCAAUUGAGGCACUAUUAAUAAUAAUAACAAUACAUGGUUUGUUUUAAAAUAAUGACAAAAAAUGACGGCUUAGCUUUAUAUUAUCGUCUUAUAAUAUCUAACUAAAUAUUGAUUUUAAAUCUAUAAUAUAUACUUUAUAUAAGUAAAAAAAACUGAGGUACUCUUGCGAGACCUUGUGAUGUUAUUCUCUGUCACUGUCUAUCUUGUUCUUUUGUCUAUGGUCCAAAGAGUUAUUGUUACAUGACUGCAAUGAUAUUAUUAAAGGAAUAGAUACAGAUACAGCUGUAUACACAAGAAAUAUUGCGAUAAUUGUACAAAAAAAUAUUUAUUUAAAUUUUAAAGUACACAACAAUCCUGCAUUUAGAACAAUGGGCAAGGAUGAGUUACAAUCAGGUGAUACCAUGAUAUUAUAAACAAUUCAAAAGUAGUAGGUAAUAAGUAUAAUAUUGAUUUAAAAAUAUUUACCUACCCAUAAUGUUAAACAUUACAUCAUUAUAUUUUUUUAUAACUUAUUCAUUCAUUUCAUUAGAAAGUAAUGGAAAUUUAUAAAAAAAAUUUUUUACUUGUUUAUCUAAGAUUAGAAGCCUUAGUUUUGUUUGUUAUCCUUGUUAAUUUUAUUCUAAAGAUUUAUUCACAACAAUUAAAUAUUCAGAUUAUUUACACAUUAA